Molecule: messenger RNA, 2656 nt
Organism: Zea mays
Lineage: Eukaryota; Viridiplantae; Streptophyta; Magnoliopsida; Poales; Poaceae
Product: zinc finger BED domain-containing protein RICESLEEPER 1-like
Exons: 5
Coding region: 607-2388 (593 amino acids)
Biological process (GO): regulation of transcription by RNA polymerase II
Cellular component (GO): nucleus
Molecular function (GO): protein dimerization activity; sequence-specific double-stranded DNA binding
Source: RefSeq, a predicted model, not a curated record
GGCUCGCUAUAGUACCGAGCCGAGCCGAGCCGGCUCGUCAAGGCUCGCGAGCCGGCUCGAGGCUCGGCCCAAAUCUGAACAGCUGAAGGCCCAACUCUGUCGCUGACCUAGGGUAUCAAACUUACCAUUUUGUUCGGUUGUUCCUAAUUCCUAUCAUCCGUCGGCCGCCGCCCCGCUCUGCUCACCGCUCACGCGACGCGCCGAGCCGCCGACGACCGCGGCCGUGACCCGCCCAUCCCGCCGUGCGGCCGUGAGGCCGAGUCUGUGACCGUGAUUCCAUUCCCUCCAGGCAGGCUGCUGGCUGCCAAGCUGCCAUCCGCCGACCGCCGCCCAUCCCUCCAGGCUCCAGCGAUGGCAUAGGCUGUCAGGCAUCACCGCGUCAGCUACUCAGGCUAGGGCGUUGGGCUGCCAUCCUGCUGGUUUAACUCCACGCCGCCUGCACCUGCCAGGCAGGGGCGCUAGGUUGUCAUCCCUCCAGGAACCGAUCAGCCGAGUAGUUGCUGCCUCGCUGGUCAGGUUAGUGAUCUGAAAAUCUGAAGUUCAUCCUCCAAGCUUCAGUCCGCCUGUCAGGUACUCAGGUUGCUGUCUGGCUAUUUACUUUUAUUGAUGGAAUCGGCUGUGGAAGGAAAGGGGAGGACUGCAAGUGAUGGAACUGAUUCAGAAAGUAAUUCGUUUGACAAGAGGGAUGAUAUGUCUGAAGAUGAACUGGUAGUGCUUGGUGGAAAAAUUGAUGAUUCAGUGGACAAUGUCAAUAUUGAUGAAUCUGAGGACAACAGAAGUAAACAAGGGGUCAAGAGAAGGCGCAAAAGGGUGAAGAUGAAGGCUACAACUGAAACUGAAAGGAGCAAAAAGGCAAAAUCUAAAGUUUGGGAUGCCUUUACUAAGGUGACUGUGCCGGAUACGACAGAGAAGGGGAAGAUGAUAUCAAAGGCAAAAUGUAACUAUUGUAAGAAGCUAUAUUCUUACAUACAAGGAUCAACAACAUCUCAUUUGUCAAGGCACAUGAGAAUUUGUGCCGUGUAUUUGAAGCAUGUGGCAAAGCAGCAGGAUCAAUCUCUUCUAAAUUUUGCUCCAUCAACAGCAGGUGAAUCUGGAUCUGGCCUUCCUACUAUCACUUCUCCAAAAGAUUAUAACCAUGAGCAAGUAAAAAAACUAAUUGCUAAGAUGAUAAUAGUUCAUGAGUAUCCAUUUAGGAUGGUUGAGCAUACUUGGUUUAACAUUGUCAUGAGGUAUUUGAAUCCUUCAUAUGAGUUUAUUGGUAGGAAGACUAUAAGAGCUGAAUGUUUAAAGAUCUAUGAGUCUGAAAAAGAAUCACUAGCAAAAGUCCUUAAAGGUGUUGAGUAUAUUUCCCUAACCACUGAUUUGUGGACAUCCAAUCAAACAUUAUCCUAUAUGUGUUUGGUUGCACACUACAUAGAUAGUGAUUGGAAGAUGCAAUGUCGUUUCCUGAAUUUUUUUGAAUUGGACCCCCCACACAAAGGGCCUGUUAUAGGACAAGCAGUAUAUGAAUGUGUUGCUGGCUGGAAAAUAGAGGAUAAAAUUGUUUCCAUGACUUUAGAUAAUGCCUCAAACAAUGAUGGUGCUAUUCGAGGUUUGAGGGCCAGAUUUUCAGCUAGACAAGGAAGUGCUUUUGUUGCAAAAUAUUUCCAUAUCAGAUGUUGUGCACACAUAAUUAAUUUGGUUGUUAAGGAUGGGACUGCUGCAUUGGAUUCUUUAAUAAGCAAUCUAAGAUCAACUGUCAAGUAUGUUAUGGUGAUUGCUACUAUUCUUGAUCCAAGGUAUAAAAUGAGAUUUAUUGAGUGGUGCUUCAAUAAGAUAUUUGAUGAACAUCAAGUUGUGUUUGAAUUAGAAGAUGUUCGUAGUGAGUUAGAAAAACUUUAUGGGGAUUUUGAGGUGCAGCAUAGAGAGAGAAAAGAGUCUCAAAGCAAAUCUAAUGCUUCCUCAUCUUUGAGUGUUGAAAGAUCAUGUAGUUUGCCAUCCGCUUCAUGUCAAUUUCAGUCUUUCUUGUCAUCAACUCAGUCUAACCCAUCAAAGAGCGAGUUGCUUAUCUAUUUGGAGGAGACUAAUGUGUGUUUAUCAGACAAAGAGUUUGAUUUGCUGAAUUGGUGGAAGGUUAAUUCACAUAGAUUUCCAGUGGUGUCGAGAAUGGCAAAGAAAUUCCUAACUAUUCCGGCGACAUCUGUGUCUUCAGAGUCUACUUUUAGCACGGGAGGUAGAACUCUAGAUGAUUAUCGUAGUUCUCUAAGGCCUUCAAUGGUGGAGGCAUUGGUAUGCUCUUCUAGCUGGAUCCGAGGAACACAUGAUGGAAGCAUGAUAUAUGUGGAAGAAGAUGAUGAGGACAAUGUUGAGAACAUUAUGUUCCCAAAAAGCUUGGUGGAAAGCAACUAAAUUUGGAAGAAUUGGAUGGAGACAAGACAAGCUAAGCUAAGGAGACGUCAAGAGUCAAGACUCAAGAGAAGAUGCAUCAUACUACUGCUGGCUGCUGCUGCUUGAGAAUAUACUGCUUUAUUGAGAACAUUAUGUUGAGAACAUUAUGUUUUGAGAACAUUAUGUUUUGAGCUGAAUAUACUGCUACUGAUUUCUAGUGCUGAACUGCUGAAUAUAUACUACUCUUUGUUGAAUAUAUAUAAUUAUAUACUACUCUUUCUAGUGCUGA